GUGAGUGUCUGUAAAGAUGGUGGAGACACUGGAGAGAGCUGCUCUCUGCAUCCCCCACCUCAACGCCUCCUGUCAGGUGAUGCCUGCUCCUCCCAAAGUGACGCUGAUCAAAUCUGUACUGUGCUGCAUCGCUCUGCUCACUGUGAUACUCAACUUGCUGGUUGUCAUCUCCAUCUCCCACUUCAGGCACGGACACUUUUCUUUACAUCUUACAGUAAAUUGUGUGUUGGGGUGUCAGAUAUGUCUGGAAGCUUUGUCACAGGUCUACAGUUGGUUACUUUGUUCAAUAUGUUUUGAUUGUGUUUUUAAAAAGACAAGUCAGAGAGUGCAUGUAGUUGCAAAAGCACAUGACCUUCUCAGGGUUUUCUGUGUAAUUGUGUCACAAUAAGCAGUAUGUAGCAUAUAACUGUAUUUAACAUGUAUUUUUACAUUUACAUCUGUGUGUAUUCUCACAGUAACUGCUUUUAUCUUAAACCUUUUGCAUUGAAUGUUAGGGACAUGAAGAAAAAAUCAUUAAUUCUAAUCUCACUCUCAAGGCAGCUCCACACACCCACAAACUUCCUCAUCCUCUCCCUGGCUGUGUCUGAUUUGCUUGUGGGUGCCACAGUGAUGCCGAUCGCAGUCGACCUGCAGUUCUGCCGGUUUACGAGUAAAAUCACAUGUGAUCUUUUCUGCCUGCUGUCCUUCAUCCUCACCUCUGCCUCUGUGGGAAGCAUGGUUCUCAUAUCAGUGGACCGUUAUGUGGCGAUAUGUAAACCUCUGCUCUACUCCUCCCUGAUAACAAUAAGCAGAGUUACAAUCUGUGUGUGUCUCUGUUGGAUCUGCUCUGUUUUUUACUGCUUUGUCAUCCUGAAAGACCACUUCACACUAACAGAUAUGUCCAAUUCCUGCUAUCAAAAAUGUGCAAUUAAGAUACAUUUCAUUUCAGGGGCAGUAGACCUGAUUGUCACCUUUGUUGUCCCUGUUGUUGUAAUCAUAGUUCUCUAUAUGAGAGUGUUUGUGGUGGCUGUGUCACAUGCACGUGUAAUACGAUCUCAGAUUGGAUCUGUCAACUCAAAAGCAGUAGUUAUUAAGAAAUCUGAGCUGAGGGCAGCCACAUCUCUUGGAAUUGUCCUUCUUAUAUUUGUAUUGUGUAUUGUUCCGUACUACUUCAUUUCUCUGGUAGAACCGGACAGCUUCAGUACUCCAUACUGGGUGUUCUGUUGUAACUCCACUUUCAAUCCUCUGAUCUAUGCCUUGUUCUACCCCUGGUUCAGGAGAGCUGUUUCAUUCACUGUCAGUCUUCAGAUACUGCAGCCCAGCUCUCGUGACACCAGAAUAAUGAAGAGUUAAGCAACACAUUGUUCAUUAACUGUCUUAUGUGAUAAAGAUGAACUCAGUCUAAUUGAAGGUGAAGUAAACGCCUCAGUUUUACUGCCAGGCCUCAACACAUUUUAAUGAACAAAGUAAAAAGUUGAACAUAGUUGAUCUUUUACUUUGGUAGGACAGUAGAGAAAAAUAUAUGCAGAAUUUAAGCUGCUACACUUUCAAAACAAACUGUCAAAGCUCUUUCCCUACAUGUGUCCCUUCAGUGUUACAUUACAGUAGAAUUAAACUGUAAUGUUUGAAAGAAAGUAAUCAUGAAAGGUGUACAUUUGUGUUUACAUGAUUCAACAUACGUCUGUUGCCCCGUCCAAAUCAGGUAUGUAAGGUUUUAUUUUCGAUGUCUUAAUUGUUGUAAAUAAUAUUGUGCUUUAUUUAAUAACCAGCUGUAUUGUGCGUUCAUUCUGCUGAAGAAAGAACAUGAAACUCUUCAUGUUAAGGUCUUAAAAAGCAAAAAAUCAUAUUUACAAAAAGUGUGCAGAUACUCUGUGCUGUGUUCUACAGCAGCUUUUUGGUGUUUUAACAGGCUGCUGUAGAUUGUAUGAUGAGAUUCUUAUGAUAAAAGACAAAUCAGUAAUGAGCAUUUAGUUUGCAUAGUUCAGUCUGUUUAAACAUCUGACUGAAAAUCAUUCUGCAUGAUAUAAAGUUUAUGUCUAUAUUUAAUAAAAGAACUUUUGCGUGACUUUAAA
Molecule: messenger RNA, 2051 nt
Organism: Amphiprion ocellaris (clown anemonefish)
Lineage: Eukaryota; Metazoa; Chordata; Actinopteri; Pomacentridae
Product: trace amine-associated receptor 13c-like
Exons: 1
Coding region: 418-1332 (304 amino acids)
Biological process (GO): G protein-coupled receptor signaling pathway
Cellular component (GO): membrane
Molecular function (GO): trace-amine receptor activity
Source: RefSeq, a predicted model, not a curated record